GCCGCUUGUUUACAGUGUGACGGGUCGCCCUCCGCCCUCCGCCCUCCCUCCCGCCGAGCCCGCCCUCCCUCCCGCCUCUCAGGGUUGUUGCUCCCCUCACCCCCGCAGCCCCCAGCAGCUCCUCGGGCCGUGGGUGAGCGGGGCGGCGGGCCGCGGUGGGCUAUGCUGGUGGCCGGGCGCCGGUUGCUAGGAUGUCAUGGUUUUUCCCCUGGUCGAGCUCGAUCAAGAAGCGGGCCUGCCGCUACCUGCUGCAGCACUACCUGGGCCACUUCUUCGAGGAGCGGCUCACGCUGGAGCAGCUCAGCCUGGACCUGUACAACGGCAGCGGCGGCCUCCGGGACGUGCAGCUCGACGUCUGGGUAAGAGGCGAGUUCCUGGAUUCGUUGGGUGCGCCACUGGAGAUCACCGAUGGUUUCAUCAGCAGCAUCUCGGUGACCAUCCCCUGGUCUGCCCUGAUCACUGAGAACUGCACUGUGGAGGUAUCAGGACUGCAGGUCACGUGCAGACCCAAGUACUGCUUUGCCCCAGGGACCGAGUCUCCCAGCUGGUCAUCAUGUAUGACGACCAGCAUGCAGCUGGCCAAAGAGUGCCUGAAGGAGCAGGCAGAGGAGCCUGAAGAACCAACCCAGCCCUUGGAGGGGCUCGAGAUGUUUGCACAGACCAUAGAGACUGUGCUGAGGAGGAUAAAAGUGACAUUCCUGGAUACCAUCGUGCGAGUAGAACACACUCCUGAAGGCUCCAGGACCGGCAUUGCCCUGGAGAUGCACAUAAAGAGGUUGGAUUACUGCGACGAAGCUGUGAAAGACUCGGUCAGCACCUCGAAGAAGGAUCCCAUACCACUCGACGUCCACCAACCCCCUGCGUUUGUUCACAAGGUGCUGCAGUUUUCCGGGGUGCUCCUACAUUACGAGGAUGUCCCCGAGCAGGGAAUGGAUCCCCGAGCCUCCUCGCCUGUGCCGCAGCAAACGGGAAUUGAAUGUCCCCCAACUGAGGAGUCAGAUCUUGCCCCCGAAAUGAAGCAGGGACCUGCAGAGCGAAGAUUCUGCCGUGGCACCUUUGCAGCUGGUGCAGAUCGGCAGCUGUACGGGUGCGUGGAGAUGACCGUGAAACUCAAGCAAAAUGACAUGCUACCUGGACCUAAGUUUGAACUAGAUGGGAAGAUGGGCUCGGUACACUUGUUCCUGAGUCCUUGCCAGCUCUCCAACUUGAUUGAUUUUCUCAAAGUGAGUGGACUGAAGGAAAAGCUGAGCAAGAGUCGGCCACUGGACCCCGAGGAUUUCAAACUGAUUGAGCAGGACCUCAACAAGCAGCUUCACUCGGGCCAGAACCUGGCGCACUCCAAGGCCGAAGAGUUGGUCUCAUUCAUGGGCACCGAGAACGGGGUGUCCUCGGAGAUGUUUUUCUCCAUGGCGCCGAUGACCAGCAGCGUGGCCUCGACACAGUCGGUUAGUGAGCUGUCCGACGUGGACCUGGAAGGCUCGAUGUACAGUGACUACAGCAGCUCUCCUCUGCAGGCGCCCUCGCUGGGCACAGGCCUGAUGAUGGGUUCCCCGCGCCGGAUCGGGAGCUCCUUCUUUCCCUCCACUCUCCCCAGUGUACAGUGCAUGAACAGGCAGCAAGGUAGAGGCCAGCAGCCUCCGUUGCUGGAUGGUGUGAAGGCUGAGCUCCUGCUGAAGCUGACCUUCGGUGGACUCACCGCCACGGUGCUGCACCUGGACCCGUCGCUCGUCGGCCCUCCCGCAGCGCCGGGCUCUCCUCCUGCCGCUGAGAACCCCCUCCACGCAGCUGCCCGCCACUACUUCACCGAGCUGAUGUACUUCAAGGACACCAUCUUUGGAGGCCGCGACUUCGUCCACUUGAGGGGGCAUUUUGAGAAGGCCUGCCCCCAGAGUAACCUAAGGUUGAUCGGCAGUGCGGUGCAGCUGGUGUGUGAACAGAAGAGGGGCAGAGGCGGGCAACUGGUGUGCGUGGACGCCUGCUUUGGUGCGCUGGAGAUCCUGGAGUGCCUGUGGCCAUGGGCAGGGCCUGCCGCCGUGCAGCAGGAGGCCGAGUACACGGAGCUGCUGAUGUUCAAGAAGCCCUCCCCUGUGUCUUGUGAGUCCAGUGCCUGUCCCUGUGCUCAGAUCCACUACAGACAGACUCAGAGGACGGAAGGAAAGGGCACUCGGAGGAGAUCCGGCACGAAGCGCAGCGCCGAGCUGGUGAUCGAGCUCCAGGAGGCCCACGCGGACAUUGACCUCGGCUUCCUGGACAGGGUGGACCUCCUGCUGCGGCUGUGGCCAACAGAAGAGAGGGUAUUUCCGGCAGAGCAGGCCAGGCCUUCGGAGCCGACGCUGAUCUCUGGAUUGUCCGCUGUCCGGGCCGAACCUCCUCCUGCCCAGGGGCACCCGACGGCUGUGCGGAUCACGGCGCCCAAAGCCCACCUCCGGCUGCAGUUCCCCGUGCCCGACCUGCGCCCCGAGGCCGAGCGCAGGCCCUGGUUCCAGAAGGCCGUGAGGAAGGAGUCUCUGAGGUUGGAGUGCAAGGACCUGACUUUCAAGACCGAUUUUGGAGCCAGCGUCGAGCCCUUCAAGUACGAGCUCAGCUUCAGCGACCUGCACGGUAUUUACGAAGACGGACUGAAACCUGGCAUUUCAUGCAUUCGAGUCAACAAAGCAACCGAUAAAGUUCCUGGUACAAAAUAUACGACUCCCAAGAUAGUACUGACUGUGAAUCCAGACUACAGCGGCUCCCAGUGGGACCUGUUCGUGGGAAAGGCCGAGGAACUCGACACCUCUACAGUGGAAAGCCCCUGUGAGCUGAAGCAGCCUGAGCCCUCUCCAUUCUCGUCUAAACGCACCAUGUACGAAACAGAGGAGAUGGUGAUCCCGGGAGACCCUGAAGAGAUGGCAGAGUUCCAGUCUCAGACGCUGGCCACUUCUCGGUACGUCCUGGAGCUGACCCUUCCCGCCCUGCACCUGCUGCUUCCCAGUAAGGAAUUCUACGAGAGCGUCUACAACAGAUUUAAUAACGACCUGCUGAUGUGGACGCCAACUGCAGCGGCUUCAAGCAGCGCAGCACAGAGCGCAGACACCGCUGGGCUCAACCCUUUGAUGCUGAGCUACGUGCCAGGGCUGCCUUUCGCGCAGGACAACUUCCGCCUCUGCAAGUCGGCCUUCAGACUGGACUCUGAUUCGGAAGAUGAAGAUUCCCACUUCUACUCGGUUGAAGAGUCUGGGAGGAGAAGGAAGAUGGAGGGAAGGAGAGGGCAAACGCAGAGCUUUCUGUCGGCCAUCGUGAAUGUCGGAAAAGGGAGGGUCACUGCUCUCACUGACUCGAAGGGGGAAGCGGGGAAGUCAGUCAGCGGGGUCCACGGAGAACUGGUCCUCGACGUGGAGAACGGCACCAUCUUCAGCGUGUCGCAAUACAAGGGGCAGCUGGACCUGGGCUACCUCUGCAUCGAGUCCAGCAAAGUAGCUCUCUACCAGAAAGCUGACGUAGAGGACUACCCCCUGCCGGAGAGGUUGGAAGUGCCGAGCUUCACUGCCCCAGCCGGGCUCUCCCCGACCAUCCUGUCCUCGGAGGAGGGGCUGCUCACCACGUCCUCUGCGGCCCCGGGGCGGAGAGACAGGAGCCUGCGGAUGCUCGCUGCAGCCAUCAAGACCACGCUGGACACCACAAAUAACAUCAAGGAGUUCCUGGUCGCUCUGAGACUACAAGGCGCGACCCUGUGUCACCGGAUGGCACUCACCAACCAGAGCUGGCACGAGCAGCUGAUGGAUUUCUUCGAUGUGUUGGACGACCCAAUCCUGGGCUACAUCCCUCCCACUGUGAUCACCAUCCUGCACACCCACCUGCUCAGCUGUGCUGUUGACUACAGGCCCCUCUACCUCCCGGUGCGUGUGCUGAUCACUGCAGAGACCUUCACCCUGUCCAGCAACAUCAUCGUCGACACAGCAACCUUCCACCUCAGGUUUAUUUUGGACGACUCCGCCAUCUACCUGUGCGACAGGUGCAGCUCGGAAACCGUGGACUUGAAGCGAGAUUACGUGUGUGUGCUGGAUGUGGACCUGCUAGAGCUGGUGAUCACCACCUGGAAGGGAGACCUGGCGGGGAAGCUGACGCAGCCGCUGUUCGAGCUACGUUGCUCCAACAACGUGGUGCACGUCCACACCUGCGCCGACUCCUGUGCCGCGCUGGUGAACCUGAUCCAGUACGUGGUGAACAGCGGAGACCUCCACCCUCCCCCCAAGCAGGACAGCCCGACCGAGAUCGCCGGCCAGAAGCUGCAGUUGCCAGAGUCAGCGACCUCCCUCCCGCCUCGCCUCCCAGCAGAGACGGCCGAGAUCAACCAGGGCGACCUGACGGAUGCGCUCAUUGACACCGAGCGCUGCCACAGGGACUCGGCUGACGGGUCAGGUGGGAUGCCCUUGCUGCGCCAGGAUUCACCUGUGUCCGUCUAUCUCUUCCCGGGUGAGAACAACCAGGACAAGCCCCCGGCGCAGCCACCCCCGGCGGUCGACAGGCUGGACGUGUACCCCUCUGAGGGGAGCGAGGCGGAGAGCGACUCGACGGACAACGACGAGUUCUGCAUCCUGGACGCGCCAGGCAUGGGGAUUCCGCCCAAAGACGGAGAGCCGGUUGUCUCCAAGCUGACAGACGACUGCAUCACGAUCAAGGACGGUUACUUCUCCCGACCCAUCGGCAGCACGGACCUGCUGAAGGCACCGGCCCGGUUCCCCGUCCCCGACACCCGCAUCAUGCUGAGGGAAAUCUCCGUGGUCUGGCAUCUGUAUGGAGGAAGGGACUUCGGCCCAUUUCGCCCUUCUUCCAUCCACUCGCAUUCCCCCAGGAUGAAGCCGGUGGUCGUCAGCGCGAGGAGCUCGCCGUCUCGCUCCGCCUUCCCCAAUAGGCCACAGAACACGUGGAGGACGCAGGGAGGCUCGGGAAGGAACCACGAGAUCCUCAUGGAGAUACAGCUCACCAAGGUGAGCUUCCAGCACGAGACAUACCCAGUCCCGGCCGCCACGCUGGAGAAAGGCCCAGCCGAAGCCCAUGCUCCCGAGCUGGAGGAGCAGCCCAUCGCCCGGCAGGUCUUCAUUGUCCAAGAGCUGGAGAUCCGUGACCGGCUGGCCUCUUCCCAGAUCAACAAGUUCCUCUACCUGUACACCAGUGAGAAGAUGCCCCGGAGGGCCCACUCCAACAUGCUGACAAUUAAAGCCCUCCACGUCAGGCCAGAGUCGGGGCUUGGUGGCCCUGAAUGCUGCCUGCGAGUCUCUCUCAUGCCGUUACGCCUCAAUAUUGACCAGGAUGCCUUAUUCUUCCUGAAGGACUUCUUCACAAGUUUUGCAACUGGAAUUAAUCCCGUUGUUCCCAUCGAUUCAGCAGCAGAAGCCAAACCCGAGCCCGGCCAGAGGGCGAGUGGAGUCUUUGAGGCUGAUUCCGUUGGCAGGGACGCAGAACCUUGUCAGGGCGGGCUCGAGUUGCCCGAGAUGACGGCCUCGAUGGAGACCACCUUAAGCGAGCACAGUUCCUCGUCCACUGCCUCUUCCUCCGAGCAGCCAAUUUAUUUCAGGGAAUUCCGAUUUACCUCAGAGGUGCCAAUCUGGUUGGACUAUCACGGAAAACACGUAACCAUGGAUCAAGGCACGUUCGCUGGAAUACUGAUAGGACUCGCUCAGCUCAACUGCUCUGAACUGAAGCUGAAGAGACUGUGCUGCAGACAUGGGCUGCUGGGGGUGGACAAGGUGAUCAACUAUGCCUUGAGUGAGUGGCUGAACGAUAUCAGGAAGAACCAGCUGCCAGGCAUUCUCGGAGGCGUGGGGCCCAUGCACUCAGUGGUACAGCUGUUUCACGGCCUCAGGGAUCUAUUCUGGCUGCCCAUCGAACAGUACCGCAAGGACGGGCGGAUUAUCCGCGGGCUCCAGCGGGGCGCCGCGUCCUUCGGAACCUCCACUGCCUCCGCAGCCUUGGAGCUGAGUAACCGGCUGGUGCAAGCCAUUCAGGCCACCGCGGAGACCGUGUACGACAUCUUGUCUCCGACGCCACCGGUAACCAAGGCGAUCAUGGACCAGAAGUACCUGAAGAAGUACAGGAGAGUACAACAGCCAGCGGACCUUCGCGAAGGAGUUGCCAAAGCUUACGACACCGUCCGAGAGGGCGUCAUCGACACGGCCCAGACCAUCUGCGACGUGGCCACGAGGGGGCACGAGCAGAAGGGCAUCACGGGAGCCGUGGGUGGGGUCCUGAGGCAAAUCCCGCCCACCGUGGUCAAGCCGCUCAUCGUGGCCUCAGAGGCCACCUCCAACCUCCUCGGCGGCAUGCGGAACCAGAUCAAGCCCGACGCUCGGAAGGAGGAAAGCUUGAAGUGGCGCACGGACGAGGCUCAGGAGUAGCCCACCAGCUCCGCCAACUCUUCUCCCCGUCCUUCUGUUCUCUGAAGCAACAAGUUAUUGCUGUCGGGCGAAAGAAAAGUGCCAUUAGCUUCUACGUUGUAAGUUGGCAGCAAAGGCAGACGGAGAACAGGAAGCUCUUUGCGGGGAAGUAACUCGUGGCGUGGGGGCGUGCGCAGCGAGGUUGGGAGAGCGGGACAGGAUCUUCCCCACCCUCGGCACGCCACCUGCGCCCCGGAAGUGCACAGACCCUUGUUCAACCACCCCCCCCCCCCCCCCAUCCCCCCGGGAGUGUGUGAGUGUGUGCUAGGGUACGUUGGGAGCCAAGUGGGAGAGGAGCUAAAAGACUUGGGGUAUCUUCAGCCCCACCUCCCCCAGCAUCCGUGCUCGGGGUGAGGGAGGGGCGGGCGGUGUGGGUAGAAAAUAAAUAAAUUAAUAAAAGCUCGUUCUAAUUUCCGAGAAUUGAUCAUUAUCAGGUGACGUUUAUUGACGAGUUGAUUGGCCUUGUCUCCGGUGUUGGGUGUGAGGGGGGAAUGGGAUACUUUUCCGGCGAAGGUGUGUGUGUCUCUCUGCACCUCCCGCCCCUGAUCUCUCCUGCAGGGAGUUCGGGAACAUAUCUUUCCAUGGGGGAAGGGGAGGACGUGGGGGGGGCAGUGGUGAAUGGUUUCUGUGACCCCUGGCUGAAGGUCUCCCCUGCCGCUGACUUUUCGUCCCGAGCACUCGAGCUUGACAGUAGCUGCAGAGGGAACGUGGCUAAUGGGAUGGCAGGCAGAGUGACGGUGUCCCUGCCAAGGGCCAGUGGCAGACCCCUGCAGCAGUCUUUGGUACUCUCGAUCACUCCUUUAACGUCAGGCAGCAAACAAUCUGCUGGAGUACUCAGCGGGUCGAGCAGCAUCUGCGGCAGGGAAAGGAACUGUCGACGUUUCGGGUCGAAACCCUGCCUCGGCCUGAAAUGUCGACAGCUCCAUCCUCCCGACCUGCUGAGUUCCUCCAGCAGUUUGUUUGUUGCUCCAGAUUCCGGCGUCUGCAGUCUCCCGUGUGUCUUCAUGAAAACACUGCUUGCCAGUAGGACUCAGAUUACUUAAUGUGCCUCCCGAUCAGGGAGACAUCCAGUUGAAACCGGGACAUGAAGCCAUUGCCUGUAUCCCUGAGGAUAUCCAGUGUCCAGGUAAGCUGUAAGUGGCGUCGUCCAGAAUUUCCACUCCAGAGUUUGGGGCUUGGGUGUGAUGCAGGAGAGAAGGCCGUGGAAUCUUGGGACUGGUUAGAUCUGCGUCUCUGCGCCACGCACAAUCCCACCGUCUCCUCUUCCUCUCCCCACUCACCUGCCUCAAAGGAAAAGGUAAACUCCUCUGGGUGGAACUUGACGGCAAAAAGUGGGAGCCUGUUACAGUCUCGCAUUGGGACUCUCUGCGCCCCCCCUGCCAAAGCUCUGGGUGAAACCAGAGCCAGUCGCCUCGGGAGUGGCUGCAUCUCUGUGCUGCCCCUCCCUCCACACCUGGGUUACAAGGGAUUGCAGGUCUCUCUGUUGACCAGCACCCUCGCUGCACUGGGGCACGGAGCCACGCAGGCUGGCUGGCUGCUUCGCUCUGCAUUAUUGCUGCCAAGUUGGGAGGGAGAGAGGUGUCGGGAGCUGUUGCUCAUCUUCUGAACUUCAGGAAGACUGGCGCCAUGACGGCUCAUGUGUCCCUGGGGGAAUACGAGGGGUGGUGGGGGAGGUGUAAGGGAGUACUACUGCCCUAGUUGAUCCUCGAAAACUGACAGCUCGGCCUGAAGCCCAUUUUAAAGGAAUCUGAGAGGGAAGGGGGCAAUAUCGACCGAGAUCUGACUGACACAAGCAGCGGAGGUGUGUCAGUGCCCAGAUCAGUGCACUGGGCAGGACAAUCAUCCCAGUUUGCUGCCCCAGUGGGGGGCAUCCUGUGCCCCUCUGGUAGGUAAGAUCGGGAUGAAUUCUCGCGGUCCAGAACGGGAAGACCGGGAGGGAGUGGGCGCUGGGGAACUGGUGUCACAGGAGUGGGGGGCAGGGGAUACAGGGUCCCCAAGCUGAACCCGGCACUCUCUACAGAGCCACAGAAGCCCAGCCAAGCCGGGCUUCCCCACACCCGAGCCAUGGGGGUCCCAGGACGUGAUGGCAAUCCCGCAUCGAGCAGCUGGAGGAAGAGGAGCAGGGGAAUGCGUGGGGAAUGCGUGUUCCUGGCAGGCCGCUGACACCGGGUCACAGAGAGCAGCUAACCGUCCAUCUAGUAAGGAAGGUGGUGGGGUUGGGGGGGGAGGUGGGAGGAGGGUCGUUAGUCCAGGUUUGGUCUGGAGGUUCAUCCAGCUUCGACAGGCUGCACCCAAGCUCCCUUCGCCCAUCGUGUCUUGGCUCCCAGGCCAGCAACACAUUUAAGACAUUCAUCCUCAUGUCCCUCUGAGGCUUUCCCCGUCCCUGGCCCUGCCCCACGAAGCUGGGGUCUCUAUGCUCCUCAGGUUUUCGCACACAUCCCCACCACCGCCCCCCCACCCCCACCCCACCCCCCAUCCACCCACCUCUCAGCCUCCUCUCUGCCUCAAAGACACCACUUAGCUUGUUGCUCUGACUGCUGGCCAUCUGUCCUUUCACUCGUCCACCCCUCUUUGUUCCCUGUGGAACAUCUCGGAACUCUUCACCACACCAUACAACAGCGAGCUUUGGUGGUCGAGACACCAUCUGAGUCCUUCCGAUCAAGAUAACUCUGGCAAAGGGGAGAGGAAUGAUUCUAUAAGAAAUAUACCCGACAUGCUAUGAGAUGUUUAAAAAUAUUUGUUUUUGAACAGCCAGGAAGUUGGCUUCUUGUAAACUGCUAUUAUUUUUAUUAAUUUGUACAUUAUCGCCAUGGAAUCCAGGACGAUAUUUAGUGAGGAACAAGACAAGAAUGAUUUAGACUUGCUGAUGAACUUUUUUGGGGUGAGUUCAUUUAUAUUGCAGACCUGAGAGAUAAGUGUUAAGAUUUUUAAUUGAGAAAAAAAAUGAGAGAAAAAUUACAUUUUUAAGAUUUAAUGUUGGUGGUGACACUGCUUCACGAAUUCAGCUCCUUAAAGCAUUGUGGGUGGUUGAGCAGUGAGCUGCUGUAAUUAUUAUAGUUUCUGUGUACGCUGUUCCCCCUCAGUUAGCUUUCUCCUCCAAGCCUGUAACGGGAGUGUCGCAUGUAACCUUGUCGCAGUACAGUUGAGCUCUCCCACCCAGAGGUAGCUCUGCAGUGCCACUUCUAACAGGACUUGGCCCCGGAGGGGUGGGGAGGGGAGAUGGCUGUAACAAACGUUGGAUUUUUGGCAGGGGUUGGGGCUGUGGCAGAGGCUGGUGGGGGGGGGGGGGGGGGCGGAAGGAAGGUGUCACAGAGGAACUUGACCCAGAUGGCAAGGAUCUUAUGAUCGUUUCGCCAACUGUUAGUCCUGACGCCCAUGUGGAGCAAAGUUUGUAGUUCACCCAUCUGUGGUUAGGUGUGGGUUUGAGGGCAGGGCAUCAGUCAGCGGGGUGACGGGUUAGGGUGGGGUCACAGGGUGAGACAGAGGGUGGGGUCUCAUGGUGACAGUUUCGGGUGGAGUGUCGGGGUGACAGGUUAGGGUGGGGUAUCAGGGGCUGACAGAGGGUGGGUUUGGAUACCUCCCCAUCAGGAUGGUGUGACCAGAUGAAGGUGCAGUUUCUGGUCUCUGCGCUGCUGCUUCCAGUACCAGGUUGCCCUUGUAUUGGGCACGGCAGAGCAAAGGGAGCAGACAGCAGCUGCAGAGUUUGUAUAAACUGCCCGUACGCCCACGACUGCCACACGUAGACAAGGGGCCAGGAGCUGGGGCGACAUCCGUCCAAGGUGUGUUUCCAAUUUCAGCACAGAGGGGUGUCCUGUCGCUGAGAGGCGUGGUGUGGUCCCAAGUGGGCCCCCUGUUGGCGUCCCCAAGUCAGAUUGACUGCUGCGUGUUGACCGCCCCCAAGGAAACGUUGAUAGUGUUAACAGGUCACAACAAAGGCACGUCAGUGCGCCCUCCUUUAGAUUAGGCACAUCACACACACACAUCACACCCGAACAGUAUCCCAGCCCUGGUCUGUGCCACGCUGGGCUCUCUCAACCCAGGGGAGCACCCAUUACCCAGAACAGAGACCUGUUACUGGGCACCUCCUCGUCACUGGGAACAGUGAGUUAUGGCAUCCAGGGAGACCAGGAGCAGGUGUGAUGCUGGGUGUGGUUGAAUAGCUGGUGUCUUUUAAAGCUAAUAGCCAUUUGGGCAAGGUGUUACUGGCCAUGUGGUGUCUGUCCCCCGGCAAGUAUGGGUGGAGAGAUGGGAGGGCUGCGGGGGGAAAGCAUACAGCUCCUUCCUUUCAAUCUAUCAACUGGGCAGUGUGUACUGGUGCGAGGUCGCAAAGUGUCUUAGCUGUUGCACACCACCAGCUGGCUGCGUGUGUGAGUGAGUGUGUGUAUGUGUGAGAUUUCUCUCCUUCCUGUCCCAAUCCAACGGUGAAAUGAGUGUUAAUCCAUGUUCAUAUACUUGUACAAAAAAAAACCCAACGUGUAAUAAUAAAAAGAUGUUUAAGUGCAA
This is a messenger RNA of Pristis pectinata (smalltooth sawfish), 10916 nucleotides long. RefSeq names its product autophagy-related protein 2 homolog A-like. Gene Ontology annotation, cellular component: extrinsic component of membrane; phagophore assembly site. Gene Ontology annotation, biological process: autophagosome assembly; reticulophagy; piecemeal microautophagy of the nucleus. NCBI's taxonomy places the organism in Eukaryota, Metazoa, Chordata, Chondrichthyes, Rhinopristiformes, Pristidae. Gene Ontology annotation, molecular function: phosphatidylinositol-3-phosphate binding. The record is from RefSeq and is a predicted model, not a curated record.